AUGAUUACCACAAAUAUACUAGAAGAAUCAUUAAGUUUUGGACCAUUACCAACAAGUUUAAUGAUAGCUGAACCAGCAUAUUUAAUUGCACAGACAACAACUGAUCGAUUAUCUGAAUUGCCAACAAUCUAUGCUGAUCCAAAACGUCUAUCCGAUCCAAUACGUCUUAUUGAAUGGAUUUGUAAUGUACGCUGUGCUAGAUAUCCAGCUGAACAAAAUAUGGAAUUAAUCUAUUCAAAUCAAUUAGGUCAAUCAUUCUAUAGAACAACACGUAGAAUUGAAGCUGGUGAAGAAUUAUUAAUUUGGUUUCGACGACAAGAUUUACAACCAUUAGUAAUGAAAUAUUUAAAUAAUUUGCAUAUAUCAGAAGCAUGGAUAGGACAAUCAUUGAAAUCGAUGGAUUUAUUACAGAAAAACUAUGAAGAAUGUGAUCAGUCUUUAAAUACAGAUAAUUACAAAUUCAAAUGUUCCAAAUGUCAUGAACAAUUCAUCUACAUCUAUCCAUAUAUAUCACAUUGUUUAUUUAAAUGUUGUCAAAAACAAACCACCAUUCAACAUGUUCAAUGGAUCAAUCCUCCUUAUUCAACCAUUGCAUCUAGUGAAUUCCCAAUUGAAUUAACCAAUAAAUAUACAAAUCAACAAAACAUGAAUUUUUCAAUGUUCAAUAAUUUAAAUACUUCACAAUUUAAUCAAAAUCAAUUCGAAAAUAUUGAGAAUAUGAUGACAUUGAAAAAUGAUGUAACACAAUUCACUACUGAAAAUCUAUCACAUCAAACUGAUGAGACCAGAAUACAAACAUUAGAAAAAUUCCAAUGUAAGCCAAAUGAAAAUAAUAAAACCAAUGAACUGCCAUCAAUGAAACAUUUCAAUGAAGCAUUACAGAGAAAGCAUUUACCGAAAAUUCAUUCGAAUAAUAAUAAAAUUUCUAGAAAUAUGAAAGUAUUAAAACACAGCACUAAUACCAUUCACCACCACACAGAUAAUAAUAAUAAUAAUAAUAAUAAUAGUUUGUAUAAAAAGUCAAAAACUACACUGUUACCAUUGAAAUCACGUAAUCCAUUAGUUGAACAACUAUUACAAACAUUGUUAUUACAAAAAACUAAUCCAUUGGACAUUGACAAUAAGUUAACGAAUACAAAUGCAAACGCAACAACAACAACAUUGUCAUCAAAAAAAUCAAUAUCACCUGCAUUAAUCAGUAGUAGUUUAUCACUGGCACAAAAUUGGUGUGCACGUUGUUUUGUUACAUUUCGUUUAACUAGUGAUUUAGUACAUCAUAUGCGUACAUGUCAUAAUCAAACUGGUGGUAAACAAUGGAAUUGUAAAGAUCGAUCUAGUUCACUGCAUAAACCAAUGUCGACAAAUGAUUUAGGAGAGAUAAAGAAAAAUCAGCUACCGAAUGAUAAUGAGAAUGAUAGUGAUGUUGUUGAUCAUCAUAUAGGAGGUAUGUUACAGUCGAUUGAUGAACAAACUUGCCUAUCAUCUUCAUCAUCAAUGAUAGCCACAGUUGGAAUAUCCACAACAUCAUCGUCAACAUCAUCCUCAUCACCACAGAUAACAACAACAACAACAACAACAACGGCAAUGUCUGGUUGUUCACUUUUGAAUAAAUCGAUUUGUUCACUUUGUGGUGAACAGUUUAAAGAAAGACAUCAUUUAACUAGACAUAUGCUUUCACAUACAUAG
Molecule: messenger RNA, 1686 nt
Organism: Schistosoma turkestanicum
Lineage: Eukaryota; Metazoa; Platyhelminthes; Trematoda; Strigeidida; Schistosomatidae
Source: the annotation of a GenBank genome assembly